Molecule: messenger RNA, 263 nt
Organism: Phyllotreta striolata
Lineage: Eukaryota; Metazoa; Arthropoda; Insecta; Coleoptera; Chrysomelidae
Source: the annotation of a GenBank genome assembly
AUCAAAUGUUCGGUAAGUUCGGUUAUCAAAUUUCUGGUGUGUGUAAAUUAUAAUUGGAGUCUAAAAUCGGCCUCAGGAUGUCAAAAAAAUUAAUAAAAGGCGUAGUGAAACUGGGGAAAAUAGGCGCUGCGGUGUUUCUGUGCGUCACGGGCCUAGAAAUGAUAAGGGAAUGCUGACGAAAAUGGCGAUCAAAUAGCAGCAGCAGCGUUUUAUCUCAUCUCAUCUUUUGCCGUCUUAUUAGUUUUUUAUAAAAAUGUUUUUUC